UUGGGAGUCCCUUUUGCGAUUGAGCAGCUGCAGACGAGUCCGGUGGGUUCAGGAACUUGUGACCCCGCUCUCCACGCGUCCCCGUCCCCCCGUGGCCCCGGCCCCGGCCAUGAAGCGCAUCUUCUCCUGCUCCAGCUCACAGGUGGCGGUGGAGAGAUGGAACCGCCGUGAUCAGAAGCUUCUGGAGGCAGUGCAGCGGGGGGACGUGGGAUGCGUGGCUGCUCUGGCCUCCAAGAAAUCUGCCCGACCCACCAAGCUAGACUCGAACGGCCAGUCCCCGUUUCAUCUGGCAGCCUCCAAAGGCCUGACAGAAUGUCUGACUAUACUACUUGCAAAUGGUGCUGACGUCAACAGCAAGAAUGAGGAUGGGAGCACCGCCCUGCACUCGGCCACCAUUUCCUGCCAGCCACAAUGUGUCAAGGUCCUGCUGCAGCAUGGUGCCAAUGAAGAUGCUGUAGAUGUGGAAAAUCGUAGUCCACUGCACUGGGCAGCCUUCUCUGGCUGUGCCUCAAGCGUGCUCCUCCUGUGUGAUCACGAAGCCUUCCUGGAUGUCCUGGAUAACGAUGGACGUACACCCCUGAUGAUUGCAUCGCUGGGUGGUCACGCAGCUAUCUGCUCACAGCUACUGCAGAGAGGCGCCCGGGUUAAUGUCACUGACAAGAAUGACAAAUCGGCUCUGAUCCUGGCCUGUGAAAAAGGCAGCACUGAGGUGGCCGAACUGCUCCUGAGCUAUGGAGCAGAUGCAGGGGCGGUGGACAGCACGGGGCAUGAUGCUUUGCAUUAUGCUCUACGCACACAAGACAAGAUACUGUGGAGGCUGCUGCGGCAGGCCCUGAACCGGCAGGGGCGGGGAGGUCAGGGGUUAGUUCAACAUCCAGAUCUUGCAUCCCAGGCCUCUCCAUCUGAGCCUCAGGUGGGUUCUCCAUGGAGAGCGGAGCCUGAGGAGGAGCAGGAGGAAGAAGAGGAUGAAGAUCCAUGUUCAGAGGAGUGGAAGUGGAAGUAUGAAGAGGAGCAGAGGAAAGUUUCCCAGUUGGAGCAGGAGCUGCUGCGAAAUACGGAAGAGUGUAAGUCUCAAUCUGCAGCUUAUCUGGGCCUGGAGAACCAGAUUCAAGAACAGGUUCGGGAGCUGGGGCUCCUCCUAUCACAAGAGCCCGGAGCUCCAGGAGACCAGGGCUCUAGUCUCCGGCCUGGAGGAGAUGGCGUGGAGCAGGGUCGUACCCUCGACCUGCUGGCUAAGUGCGUACAAGAGCUAAAGAAGCAGCAACAGGCAGCAGCCGCAGCUGCAGCAAAACCAGUAGUAGCUUCCAAGAGGGCUGAGCAUUCAGCUGGAGGGGUGAUCCAGUAUGAAGCCCAUGGAAGGUCCCAACCAGAAGAACAAGAGCCACCCCAGAGCCCAAGGUCUGAGACCACUGGGAAAUCCACAGGACAGCAACUGACCACCAAUGGUGGGCAGGCCCUUGGCCCUGAUCAUACUGACCAGCUGCAUGCUGGCCAGAAGGCGAGGCCCCAGGCCCCAGGGGCUGAACCAACAGGCACAGUGGCUGAACCAGUGCGCACAGCAGCCAUGAACCAGCUCCUGCUACAGCUGAGGGAGGAGCUGGCUGCCGUGUGGCGAGAAAAGGAUGCAGCCCGGGGGGCUUUAUCAAGACCAGACCUGGAGGGAGCUCUGGGGACGUCCCGGGCUGAGGCUGCAGCAGCAGCCUGGGAGAAGAUGGAGGCCAGGUUGGAGCGGGUGCUGGUGAGGCUGGAUUGGGCAAAAGCAGGAUUACAGAUGAAACCUGAGGCCCCUGCCCAGGAGCCCAGAGAGGGAGCCCCAAAGGCAGGCCCAGGGGCCAUCACCAAAGAGGGUGAAGGGAAGGAGGAAGGGGCUACUGGGGCCUGCGGAGAGCCUCUAGGGGCCCCUGGAGGGGAACAGAUGCCAGGAGGGGGCCUGGCGGAGGGACAACUGGAGAAGGAGGUGUCAGCACUGAGGCUGAGCAACAGUAACUUGCUGGAGGAGUUGGGGGAGCUGGGCCGGGAGCGGCGGCGGUUGCAGGGGGAGCUGCCAUCCCUGAGCCAGCGGCUACAGCGGGAGCGCGUGCCCAAGCCAGAGGCGCAGGUCCAGCUACAGCAGUUGCGGUGGAGCGUGGGGCUGCUGACAGAUGAACUGGCCCUGGAGAAGGAGGCCACAGAGAAGUUGCGGAAGCGCCUGGCCUCCCAGAGCAGAGGCCUCCGGGGACUGUGGGACUGCCUGCCCCCAGACCUGGUGGGCAGGGGGAGUGCACGGUGCCCAGCGGCCGAGCCCCUGGAGGAGCUGCAGGCCUGCGUCAGCACCCUGGUGGCCAGGCACCGCGAGGCCCAGCAGGUGCUGGCUCGGCUAGAAGAGGAAAACCAGCAGCUGCGGGGCUCCCCUGCCCAACGUGGGGAACCGGGCACCUCCUCAGAGGCCUCAGCGUCCCUCCAAGUUGAAGCUCUGGAGCAAGACCUGGGGAAGCUGGAGGAAGAGCUGAGGGCGGUUCAGGCCACGAUGAGCGGGAAGAGCCAGGAGAUCGGGAAGCUGAAGCAGCUGCUCUACCAAGCCACGGAGGAGGUGGCUGAGCUCAGGGCCCGGGAGGCGGCCAGUCUGCGGCAGCAUGAGAAAACUCGGGGCUCACUGGUGGCCCAGGCCCAGGCUUGGGGCCGGGAGCUAAAGGCCCUGCUGGAAAAGUAUAACACGGCCUGCCGGGAGAUGGGUCGGCUGCGGGAGACGGUGGCCGAGGAGCGGCGCAGGAGCGGGGACCUGGCCGCGCGCGCGGCGGAGCAGGAGCGCCAGGCCAGCGAGCUGCGCGUGCGCUCCGAGCAGUUGGAGAAAACGGCGGAGCUGCUGAAAGAGAAGGUGGAGCAUCUCAUCGGGGCCGGCCUGGACAAGGAAGCCAAGAUCAAGGAAUUGUUGAAGAAGUUGGAGCAGCUUUCAGAGGAGAUUCUAGCAGUUCGGGGAGAAAAUGCUCACCUUGCCCGACAGCUGCAAGAUUCCCAGAAGAACCACGAAGAGAUCAUCUCCACCUAUAGGAAUCAUCUGCUGAAUGCUGCUCAGGGCUACCUGGAACAGGGUGUGUACAAUAUCCUACUGCGAAUCCUCAGCAUCCAGGAGGAGUGAGGCAUCCUGUGCCCUGAAGAACAUGGGAUCUCUCUGUUGGAAUAGAGCAUCCCUGGUUGCCAGAGCCUCCAAUGGGCUGUGGUGGGUGGUGGGUUGGCCACUAUGGGUGUGUGGGUGGGGCUUCACCUGACGUUAUGGACCCCAGACCUGAGAACCUGAACCCUGGAAUCAGCAUGGAUGAGAUCAGAGGAGGUGUGCAUGGAAGCCAGCUCUGUGGAGAAUAAAGCAGGAGGCAGGAUGAUGUUGGGUGUCAUUGUUUUUACUGCCUAAAGGGGCAUGGGGGAAGGAAUCUUUUUCAUUCCUUUUUGAUCACAAAUGGCCCCAUAAGUUAGCUGCUUUCAAACUUUGAUUAUGAUCCAUAGUAACAAAUACAUUUUACAUCCUGUGUGUACAUACCUGAAAUAAUAUUUACCCUUACUAUUUCUAUUCUGUUCUAUAUUCCAUCAAAAAAAUAUUGGUUACAAUACAUCCACUAAUGGGUCAAGACCCAGUUUGAAAAACAGCAUUCUCACAGUUUGAAAAACAGCCCUCUGUAAAAAUGGAGAUUGACAUUCUUCCUUUCUCUUUCUCAAAUCUGCUUCUUACUGACUGACACACCUCUAAUCUUUUUUCUCUACCUUGGGACUCCUCAGUCCACUAUCUUUUUUAAGAAGGAUAGAUGUAGAGUCCUAGAUUUUCUUCAAGAUGUACAAUCUAAAAUAUUCUAUCAUGUGUUAAACCAUGUGUCUAGAUUUGAGGUGCAUGGUCUUAGGUAGUCAGUGUUCUUUUCCCCAGGUGCAAAGAGGGAUGAAAAAUCUGAUUCCUGGAAGAGGGAAGAAGGGAUACUCAGCUUUGGCUUCUUCCCCCCAGUUCUGUUCUCAGACUGAAAAAAUGUAUCUCUUUGGGCCACUUCCCCUGGGUCUCCUCCCCUUCCUGCCCCUCCACCAGCCAGACUGCUAGGUGAGAGUGAGGCAAGUGAGUUCCUCCAAAAUCUGGAAUUGCAGUUUGGUGGCCGCCACACUGAUCCCUCCCAGUUCCUUCUCGCAGCCCGCCCCCUGCUGGGUUAUGCUGGGUCAGGCGGCAGCGGUUUGGCAGUAGAGACUAACUGGGCUGAGAGAAGAGUGGGGAGGGGCCGUCGUGGAAGAAAGGGGGCCACUGGAGGGCUGCAGAGCCUCGCUCCAGGGUCUGGCCAGGAAAAGAGCAGCUAUGUAGAUUAGGUCCUAAAGAAGAUGAGGGUCAGCUUCGGGGUUUAUGUGGAUGGGCACAAGACUGCUUUAAGGUUGGGAGAAUGAAGAGAGGAGGAAUUGAUGGGGAAAAAGAAGGGUGCAGCUGCCAGAAGAGCAUCAAAAUGUCCAAGUCAUUUCUAUUAAGGGGAACAGAACCUCUCUUUUCCUUUCUACCCUUAGAGUUACCAAAGAAUAGAAAAGGACUGUUACAUUCCUUAUUAUAUAUGCAGUGUGGGGUGGGAAGAAUGAAGAAACUGCUGAGAGAAGGGUCCAGAGAGGGGGAGAUCAUUUUGCUAAGUUCAAGUAUGAGUCAGGAAACAGCUCUGGUAAUGGAAGCCAGGCCCUUGGCUUCCUCUGGAGCUCCUGGAAGCUGAUCCCAGGAUGGCUGAGCUGUGGGAAUGGUCAGUGAUGUUAAUGAUAACACAGAA
Messenger RNA from Balaenoptera acutorostrata (minke whale), 4748 nucleotides. RefSeq names its product ankyrin repeat domain 35 (gene ANKRD35). NCBI's taxonomy places the organism in Eukaryota, Metazoa, Chordata, Mammalia, Artiodactyla, Balaenopteridae. The coding region runs from base 110 to 3115 and encodes 1001 amino acids. The transcript is spliced from 15 exons. Gene Ontology annotation, molecular function: actin binding. The record is from RefSeq and is a predicted model, not a curated record.